AUGGAGAAGAAGGCCAUCCGCGAGAAGUCGAGGCUUUACAAGAACACGCUCAACCAGAGGCUUGACGCCAUCCGCGACGAGGUCUGGGACCACGCCGUCGAGCUCCAUGACGAGCUGGGUAAGCAUAGCGCGGUAUGGUACUACCGGCUCAUUCUCCACCAGAGCAAGUUUCGCUUCAAGGAACCGCGGGCCCUGUCGCUAUGGAAUGCCUUCGUAAGCAAGGAGCUUCGCCUCCAUAACAAAGAGAUGAAUACGAACGACCGCGUGUCGUCCGAGUUCAUCAAGAACUUGGCCGACCGCUGGCACGCGAUGUCCGAGGAGGAGCGGGAGGACAUGUGCCGCGACACGGUCGAAGCGCUCAACGAGCGGCGCGAAGAGCGGGGGCGCGCCAUCCCCAACAUCGCCAUCGCGAAUUUCAACGAUUCGCGUGCGACGUUGAUGGCGGUGGUCGAAGAGCUUGACGGUCUCCACGAGCGCACCGGCGUGGAGGUCCUGCUCGUCGCGGUGCGCGGCGACCGGGCAAACUACCUCAAGCCCUGGGUCUACCGGUCCAGCGAGCGCAUCGAGGAGUUCAUCGAGCUGCUCACUGGCAAGGCGUUGGGCACGCUCGCCGCGCGCAUCGAAGCCUGGUGCCUCACUGGUCUCAAUGGGUUGACGCAGAAGCACAAGAGCACCGUCCUGGACCUGAAGUCCAAGAUCGGUGCUCUCAUAAUGGAGAAGCUUCAGGCGAUGUCCACACGGGGGAGCCCCCCCGCGAUGUGGUACAGCGACUUCCCCAAGAGAAUUACCUACAAGUUCGGCGUCGUCCUCGAGAACUGGCCACUCGAGACCUUCCAGGCGCCCGGCCGCUUCAACUCCCUCAAGUUUCUCAACGUGCUCCGCUCAGCAUGGGAGAGCGGAACGACGCGCUUUCGGUCGCUCACCAACGAGGAGCUCCUCACUUGG
Molecule: messenger RNA, 945 nt
Organism: Epithele typhae
Lineage: Eukaryota; Fungi; Basidiomycota; Agaricomycetes; Polyporales; Epitheliaceae
Exons: 5
Source: RefSeq, a predicted model, not a curated record